GCGAUGAACACCUCAUGUAGGCAUCAGCAUGGACAGCUGUGAGUCUCCCGUGGUUUCUGGGACAGACGAUGGGCACGGCUCCUCCACCACCUCCCAGCAACAGCAGCAGCAGCAUUACCCUCUGCAGACCUGGAACGAUCACUCUAACUCGCAGGUCCCUCCCAGCAGCCAGCCCUCUUCCCUGGAGCCCCUGUCUCUCUCUGCACCCUACCCCUCUGUGAGAGAGCCACAGCAGCAGCAGCAUCCAACCCGGACCCCACCCCUGGCCCACAGCGACAGCUCCGCCUCAGGCCAGCUGCACCCCAGAAGAGAGGAGCUCAACGAGGAGCAGGAGGGAGUGAGCUGCGGAGAGGAAGAAGAAGAAUUGGAGGACUUGGAUGAGAUGGAGAUCGACAGCUGUUUCCCAAGUCUGCAGUCCUUCCCCGGAGUACCCAUAGCUCCUGGAGGAGGGGGCAUGCCCACGCUGCUACGCCAGCAGCCCAACCGACGAAGGGGUGUGGCGGAGAGCGGGAGUGAGGAAGGAGAGGAGGAGGAAGAAGAGGAAAACAGUGAUGUGGAGAACCUGGCUGGAGAGAUAGUCUACCAGCCGGAUGGCUCAGCCUACAUUGUUGAAAGUCUCAGCCAGCUGAUCCAAAGUGGAGGGGGUGCGGUGACCGGCCUGCUCCCCACAAACUCUCUCCCCGUGGCGGGGAAGCCGGGGGAACCUGCUGGGACCUCAUCCUCGGUAUACCCUCAGAUCAUCAACACGUUCCACAUAGCCUCGUCGUUCGGGAAGUGGUUUGGUUCCUCAGACCAAGGUUUCCCCAAUACCUCCACCCUGGCAGGCCUCAGUCCUGUCCUGCACAGUUUCCGCGUCUUCGAUGUGCGGCACAAAAGCAACAAGGAUUACCUGAACAGCGACGGGUCUGCCAAGAAGUCCUGCGUAUCCAAAGAUGUUCCCAACAACGUGGAUUUCUCCAAAUUUGAUGGGCUGGCCCUCUAUGGCAAGGGAAAGCCCAUCCUCAUGUGUUUUCUCUGCAAACUGUCCUUCGGCUACCCGCGGUCUUUCGCUACUCAUGCCGUCCACGACCACCGCAUGACCCUGUGUGAGGACGAGAGGCGGCUGCUGGGGGACAAUAAGGCGUCUGCCAUCAUCCAGGGCAUCGGGAAGGACAAAGAACCCCUCAUCAGCUUCCUGGAACCAAAAAACAAGAGCUUUCCUAUGCCGGCACCCUCUACCAUGGUCCCCAUGAACUCUGGCCAGAGCUUCUAUGGCACGUUCAGUGGGAUCCACCUGGAGGCAGGGAGCAGCAGUGAGGGCAGCGAGGCCCUCCUGAACAAAGACUCUGGCUCCUCUGGCCUCCAGCAGCAGCAAGGCUCCAUCCUCUCUCUGGGGGGGCUGGGCAACCCCAAAGCACCUGCUCUUACCUCAACCCCAGGCCCUGCCAAAGACUCCAACACCCUGCCCAAGCAGGGAGGGAGAACAGAGGGGCCUGCUGGGAAAGAGGGGAUCCGCAGGCGGGAGCACGGGGACAAGGAGGUGCGAGAAGGCAAGGUACGUUUUGCUAGCCAGGAGGGGGGCUCGGAGGAAGAGGAGGAACUGUUAUUAGAGGAAGAGGAAGACGAGGUGGAGGAAGAAGGAACUGCGCUGGCCUGUGUUGGCAAUAGUAGCAGUGGCGGUGGAGAAGUGGGGAGACCGGCUGUAUCAAACCAAAGCAUUUCCAAAUCUCCUUUAUUAAUACCUAGUAGCGCUCUCCAGCCUACUGCCUGCCCAUCUGCAGCCAGCCCCACGCUCAACAGCAAAGCCCCAGCUUCCACUUCUUCUUCCUCUGUCAGGGAAGAGGGCUCGGCGGCAGACGGAGGGGGGAGGGCCUUGGAGCUCCCUCUGAGCUUUAACUGCCAGGGGCCCACUGUCCCCAUGAUGAUGGCAGCUGCAGCCAGCAGAGGGAGCGAGGACGUCGCCGCGGGCACCUCCUCCCCUCUGGCCUCCAACUCCGCCGCCGACGAAAGUGCCAAUCGAGAUAGUGCCACAGCUCCUGAACCAAAUGAUUGCCCGGCAGAGGGAGAGGAGGACAGCGGAGCCCUUCUGCACCAUCACCACCUACACCAUCACCACCACCACCUCCACCCCUCAGCCCACUCCCACUCUCACGCACACCCCCACCCAGGGGGGUCCUGUGAAAUGGGCGGUGGCGGUGAGUGCCCUCAGAACCACGGGCCUGGAGGAAGUGGGGUGGAAUGCCCCAAAUGUGACACCGUCCUGGGCUCCUCGCGGUCCCUGGGCGGACACAUGACCAUGAUGCACUCGCGCAACUCAUGCAAGACACUCAAGUGUCCCAAGUGCAACUGGCAUUACAAGUACCAGCAGACCCUGGAGGCCCACAUGAAGGAGAAGCACCCAGACUCCGGUGGCUCCUGUGUGUACUGCAGCAGUGGCCAGAGCCACCCGCGUCUGGCCCGUGGAGAGAGCUACACCUGCGGAUACAAGCCCUUCCGCUGCGAGGUGUGUAACUACUCGACCACCACCAAGGGCAACCUGAGCAUCCACAUGCAGUCGGACAAGCAUCUGAACAACAUGCAGACCCUGCAGAACGGAGGCUCCAUCCCCUCCGCCGAGCAGCAGGUGUUUGGCCAGCACCCUGGAGGGGUCGGAGUGGUGACCGUGCCCUCUGUGACCCAGGCCAGCACCCACCACCCGCCACACCACCACCACCCCACCCAGUCCUCCGCCCACCUGGCGGGGCCCUGCGGUUCCCCCUCGCCCACCAAGCCAAAAAGCAAGCCCACGUGGCGCUGCGAAGUGUGCGACUACGAGACCAACGUGGCGCGGAACCUGCGCAUCCACAUGACCAGCGAGAAACACAUGCACAACAUGAUGCUGCUGCAACAGAAUGUGACCCAGAUGCAGCAUGGUCGGCUGGGCCUGGGGGCCAUGCCCUCUCCCUCCGAGGCCGAGCUCUACCAGUACUACCUGACCCAGAACAUGAGCCUGCCCCCAGGCCUCAAGAUGGACCCGGCUGGAGCUGAGGCCCAGUUCCUGUUGGGAGGCUUCCACCUGGACCCCAACAUGGCCGCCUUGGCCCCCCAACUAGUAGGUGGGGAGAUCCCCAUGGACAUGCGGCUGGGCAGCGUUGGUGGUCAGUUGGUGUCUGAGGAGCUGAUGACCCUGGGGGAGAGCUUGUCGCAGACCAGUGACCCCUCCCUCAAGCUGUUCCAGUGUGCCGUGUGCAACCGCUUCACCACCGACAACCUGGACGUGCUGGGCAUGCACAUGGGUGCUGAGCGCAGCCUGCCCGAGGAGGAGUGGCGCGCCGUGGUGGGCGACUCGCACCAGUGCAAGCUGUGUCGUUACACCACACAGCUUAAGGCCAACUUCCAGCUGCACUGCAAGACCGACAAGCAUGUGCAGAAGUACCAGCUGGUGGCCCACAUCAAGGAGGGGGGCAAGGGCAACGAGUGGCGCCUGAAGUGCGUCGCCAUCGGCAACCCGGUGCACCUGAAGUGCAACGCCUGCGACUACUACACUAACAGUCUGGAGAAGCUACGCAUGCAUACCAUCAACUCCCGCCACGAGGCCAGCCUCAAGCUGUACAAGCACCUGCAGCAUCAGGAGAACGCGGUGGAGGGAGAUGCCUGCUACUACCACUGUGUGCUGUGUAACUACUCCACCAAGGCCAAGCUCAACCUGGUCCAGCAUGUGCGCUCCAUGAAGCACCAGCGCAGCGAAAGCCUGAGGAAGCUCCAACUCCUGCAGAAGGGCCUGCCUGAGGAUGAGGAGGAGCUCAGCUCCAUCUUCACCAUCCGCAAGUGUCCGUCUGCUGAUACAGGAGAGCUGAGCGAGGAUGUGGAGGCUGCCAGUGAGACCACCACAGAACAGGAGGACCAAACCAAAGACAGAGAAGGUGGGGGGGAGGAGCUCACCAAAGGGACAGGAUCCAGCCAGUCAGAGAGGGACCAGACAGACUCCCCGAACCCCUCUAAGAGGCCCUCCUCACGGUCAGGGGCCACAGGGAGCCCCCUCUCCUCCAAGCGUCCGAGGACGGCUGAGAAGAGUGCUGCUGCGGAGCAGAUGUACCAAUGUCCCUACUGCAAGUUCAGCAACACAGACCUGAACCGCCUGAGAAUGCACGUGAUGACGCAGCACUCUGUCCAGCCCAUGUUCCGCUGCCCGCUCUGCCAGGACAUGCUGAACAACAAGAUCCAUCUGCAGUUCCACCUCACACACCUCCACAGCGUGGCGCCCGACUGCGUGGAAAAGCUCAUCGCCACGGUGACGGCAUCAGAGGUUCUGCCAGAAAGCAUGUUCAUACCAGUACCAGGCCCAGACAGAGAUGCACAAAGCAGUACCCCACAGGCCCCGGUUAACUCCAGCUCUGAAGAUAUCAAGAAACAAGCCGAACCAUUAGAUGCUGAGCCUGAGAAAGGGGUCUCACUGCCUACAGAAAUAGCUGAAGCUCGCAAGUCACCUCUGGAGGAUCAGCAGUCUGGAAGGGAAGACACAGGAUUCCUGUGUUGGAAGAAAGGCUGUAACCAGGUCUUCAAGUCCUCUAACUCCCUCCAGGUGCACUUCAACGAGGUUCACAACAAAAGGCCUCAGCUGCCUGUCUCUGACCGGCAUGUCUACAAGUAUCGCUGCAACCAGUGCAGCCUGGCCUUCAAGACGGUGGAGAAACUGCAGCUGCACUCGCAGUACCACGUCAUCAGAGCAGCCACCAUGUGCUGCCUCUGUCAACGCAGCUUCAGGACCCUGCAGGCCUUGAAGAAACAUUUGGAGACCAGCCACCUAGAGUUGAGCGAGGCUGACAUCCAACAGCUCUAUGGAGGCUUACUGAUGAACGGAGACCUUAUGGUCAUGGGUGAUCCAUCACUUGGAGAGGACCACGGAGGACUGGGAGAAGAUGACAAAGAGGGAGAGGACAGUGACCAAGAGGAAAAGCAAAGUCCAACAGGUAGCGACUCUGGCUCAUUGCUAGAAGAUUUUGGAUCAGAGCCCAAGCGUGCCCUGCCAUUCAGGAAAGGUCCUAACUUUACCAUGGAGAAGUUCCUGGACCCAUCUCGUCCUUUCAAGUGCACAGUGUGCAAAGAGUCAUUCACACAGAAGAACAUUCUUCUGGUUCACUACAACUCUGUCUCACACCUGCACAAGGUCAAGCGGGCCCUACAGGAGUCCACUACUGGUCAACCAGAGCCCACCAGCAGCCCUGACAACAAACCAUUCAAGUGCAGCACUUGCAACGUGGCUUACAGCCAGAGCUCUACUCUAGAGAUCCACAUGCGCUCUGUCCUCCACCAGACCAAGGCCCGAGCAGCCAAGCUUGAAGCAGCAGGAGGAAACACCAGCUCCAGCAGUGGUUCUGGAUUAAGUGGCGGUGGAUCCUCCAUCAACACUUCAACUCCAAGCCCAAGCCCAGCUACUAACUCAACAACCAGCUCCAGCAACCACAGCUCUUCUGGGGCUCAGACUACACAGACUAUUCUUGGAGGAAAUCACAUGAGCCAGUCUCACAGCAUUGAAAGCCUUGGGAACUCCUCGAUGACUUGUCAUCCGUCUGAAAACCAUGAAUCAAAAAAGAAGAAAUUUGCAGACAUGCUCUCUGCAAGGGGACAGCAGCACCAGCAGCAGCAACAGCUUCAGCAGCAACAGCAACAGCAGUUGGCUCAGGCCCAAGCCCAAGCCCAGGCCCAGCUCCAACAAGAGCUCCAGCAACAAGCUGCCCUCAUCCAGUCCCAGCUUUUCAACCCAGCACUUCUUCAGCACUUCCCCAUGACAACUGAUGCUCUUCACUCACUGCAGCAACAACAGCUGCUUCCUUUCUACAUCCCUGGAGCAGAAUUCCAACUGAAUCCAGAGAUGAACCUCAACAGUUCUGCACUUGGCCUGUCAAGCUCCACUGCCAACUCUCUGUUGGAGGACCUGAAGAACUCUGCCCAGCAGGCUCAGGCUCAGAGCUGCCUGCAACAACAGCUGAUGCACCACCACCUUCAGCAGCAGCACCAACAGCAGCAGGCCCAAGCCCAUUCUCAGGCCCAGGGCCAGAUGGCUUUGCUUCAGCAGAGUGCCAAUCUACUUCACCAGGCUGAGAAAAAGCAGAAGGCCGCUGCCGCCCACAAUGAGAAGCAAGAGAGAGAAAGGGAAAUGCAAAGAGAAAAAGACUUAAGAGAGAAAAUUGAGGAACAUGUCACAAAAGACAGCUCUGACAACAAGUCAAACGAAAAAAAGGAUAUGCAACAGACUGCAAUGAACUCCAACCACGAUCCUGGCUUUCCUCCACCAAGGAUUGCUUCAGAUGCUCGUGGAAAUGCCACUAAAGCCCUUCUGGAGAACUUUGGGUUUGAGCUAGUGAUUCAAUACAAUGAAAACAAGCAGAAAGCUCAGAAGAAGCCAGCAGGGCCUGGACCAGCUGGAACAAGCACUCCUGGUGGGAUCACGAGAGUGGUGGACCCCAUCGAGGGAUUGGAGAAGCUGGAAUGUGAGGCCUGUGGAAAACUAUUUUCCAACAUACUGAUUCUGAAGAGUCAUCAGGAGCACAUCCACCAGGCCUUCUUCCCAUUCCGCUCCCUGGAGAGAUUUGCCAAGGAAUACAGAGAGCAGUAUGACAAACUGUAUCCACUCAGACCCCAGACACCAGAGGCUGCUCCUCCUGCUCCUGCACCUCCUCCUCCUCCUCCUCCUCCUCCACCUCCACCCCCUCCACAGAGAGCCCCAACACCAAAUAUUCCUGUCUCUGCUCCCUCCAUCACACCCCCAACUGUGUCGACCCCACAGCCUCCUGUUCAAAUGGCUCAAAUGUCCAUGCCAAUGGAUAUGCCCCUCUUCUCACCACUCAUGAUGCAGUCAAUGUCUCUACAGUCCAUGCCCUCCCAAAUGCAAUCCCAGAUGUCAUCUGUGGAGUCACAGUCACUGGCUAACGAUCUGGCCCAGCUUUACCAACAGCAGCUUACACCAGCUAUGCUACAGCAGCAGCAGAAUAAGAGGCCCAGGACACGUAUCACUGAUGACCAGCUUAGGGUUCUUCGGCAGUACUUUGACAUCAACAACUCCCCCAAUGAGGAGCAAAUUAAGGAGAUGGCAGAUAAGUCAGGGCUGCCCCAGAAAGUCAUCAAACACUGGUUCCGCAACACCCUCUUCAAAGAGCGCCAGCGUAACAAAGACUCACCCUACAACUUCAACAACCCACCCAUUACCACUAUGGAGGAUACCAAAAUUGACUCUAAACCCCCUUCCCCUGAGCCUCAAAGACAGGAAUGUUAUGGGAGUAAAAGGUCCUCAAGAACAAGGUUUACAGACUACCAAUUGCGGGUGCUUCAGGACUUCUUUGAUGCUAACGCCUACCCCAAAGAUGAUGAAUUUGAACAGCUCUCCAACCUUCUGAGCCUCCCCACCCGUGUCAUUGUGGUGUGGUUCCAAAAUGCUCGUCAGAAGGCACGCAAGAAUUAUGAAAACCAGGGGGAUGGAAGUAAAGAUGGUGAACGAAGAGAACUGUCCAAUGACCGUUACAUUCGCACCACCAACCUGAACUACCAGUGCAAGAAAUGCAGUCUGGUUUUCCAGCGCAUAUUUGACCUCAUAAAGCACCAAAAGAAGCUGUGUUACAAAGAUGAAGACGAUGACGGGCAAUACGACAGCCAAAACGAGGACUCUAUGGAUCUUUCCCAUGAAUACUACACCCCCUCUGGGUCCUCCUGUCACACCCCUAUGCCUUCUUCCUCAAGCCUCUGCCCUCUCCCUCCCUCCACGUCAGCCUUUUCCCACCUCUCAUCCUCGGAGAAGGAGGAAGCCUCACCAGCUAACACAUCAAACUCUUAUGAUGAGAAGCCCAAACAUUUGGCUGAAAUGUCCUCAGAUCCACGUGAGCAUCAGACCACCAUCAAACAGGAGACUGUGCAUCAGCCCCAAUCUGAGACUCAACAUCAGAGAAGAGAAGCACGAGAUGAGAAGCCACAAACAGCCCCAAAGACAAACAAGCAUUCUUCUCCCUCCCUCUCUCAGCAGCAACGUGAGUGUGGUCCCUCAGCCUCUCAGACAAGCCAGGCUGAGAGAGCUUCUCAGAGCUCCCACAUGGGCCUCAACCCUCACAUGAGCUCUGCAUCACAGCAACAGCUGGCACAGCAAAUGAUCCAAUACCAGUGUGAGCAGUGCAAGCUUGGUUUCCCAACCUUUGAGCACUGGCAGGAGCACCAGCAACUCCACUUCCUCUCUGUACAAAACCAAUUCAUCCACCCUCAGUUCUUGGACCGCCCAAUGGACAUGCCCUUCAUGUUGUUCGAUCCAAGCAAUCCCCUGUUGGCCAGUCAACUCCUCUCUGGGGCUAUGCCACAGAUCCCAAGCAGCUCUGCCACCUCUCCAUCAACACCCACCUCCACCAUGAACUCCCUGAAGAGGAAGUUAGAGGAGAAAGCAGGCACUAGCCCAGGAGAGAAUGACAGCACCAACAGUGGGGAGGAGCCACAAAGAGACAAGCGCCUAAGGACUACCAUCACACCUGAGCAGCUGGAGAUCCUCUACCAGAAAUACCUGUUGGACUCAAACCCCACUCGUAAAAUGCUUGACCACAUCGCUCAUGAGGUAGGACUGAAGAAGAGGGUAGUGCAAGUUUGGUUCCAAAAUACCAGAGCCAGGGAAAGGAAGGGUCAGUUUCGGGCUGUAGGGCCUGCUCAAGCUCACCGGCGAUGCCCUUUUUGUCGUGCCCUCUUCAAGGCGAAAACUGCACUAGAGGCACAUAUCCGUUCCCGCCAUUGGCAUGAAGCCAAACGUGCCGGUUACAACUUAGCUCUCUCUGGCAUGUUCACUGAGGAAGGGAUGCAAAUGAAGAUGGAUCCUCUGGAUAUCUCCAGCUAUUCCCAGCUUGCACCUUCUAACAAUGAUGGACAAUGCUCCUCUCUGUCACCAGUGAGCAAAAACAUGGACUUGUCUCCAAGGGCCCUUUUGAGCCCUUCAUCCAUUAAAGUUGAAGGAGGAAUGGAGGACUUUGAGAGUCCAUCUAUGUCCUCUGUCAACCUUAGCUUUGACCAGAACAAACUUGAUAAUGACGACUGUUCUUCAGUGAAUACGGCCAUCACAGAUACCACCACUGGUGAUGAGGCCAAUGCUGACAAUGACAGUGCUGAUCAAAAGCAUGGUCAAAAUAGUGGUGAUUAUCUAUCUAAGUCUGUGGGUACAGCCCCCUCCCUUGAAAAUGACGACCAGAUGUCCUCAGGGCUGGUGAGCCCUGCGACAAGCUAUUAUGCUAGAGACUAUGAAAAUGAGAAUAUAAUUGACUACAGUGAGACCUCCAGUCUGGCUGAUCCCUGCUCACCAAGCCCCGGAGCUUCCGGCAGCAGGAGCAUCGACAGUGGAGACCGUCCUGGUCAAAAGCGCUUCCGAACUCAGAUGACUAACCUCCAGCUGAAGCUGCUCAAGUCCUGCUUCAAUGACUACAGGACACCUACCAUGCUGGAGUGUGAGGUACUUGGCAAUGAUAUCGGACUUCCAAAGAGGGUGGUUCAGGUGUGGUUCCAGAAUGCUCGCGCCAAGGAGAAAAAGGCCAAGCUCAGCAUGGCUAAGCACUUCGGGAUCAACCACACAUCCUACGAGGGGCCGAAGACGGAGUGCUCUUUGUGCGGUGUCAAGUACAGUGCCCGUCUCUCCGUGCGAGAUCACAUCUUCUCUGCGCAACACAUCAACAAGGUAAAGGACACCAUUGGGAGCCAACUGGACAAGGAGAAGGAGUACUUUGACCCAGCCACUGUCCGUCAGCUGAUGGCCCAGCAGGAGAUGGAUCGCAUCAAGAAAGCCAAUGAGGUCCUGGGACUGGCACAGCAGCAAGCCAUGCAGCAGCAGGGGAUCUUUGAUAGCCCCGCCCUGCAGGCCCUGAACCUUCAGUCUGCCUAUUCAACUCUGCAAGGGAUGCCCCUGGACUUCUGCCAGGUGUCGGAAGCACCCCUACCUGGCUUUAACUCAUCAAACUCAGCUUUAACUCCUCCCAAACCUCCAAACCUCCUGAACAUGCCUGGUGCCAGUGUUCCUUCACCCAGCCUCCCUACAUCUGGAUUACCCAACAAGCCUCCCUCUUCCUCCUCAUUGGCAUCACCCAGCCCAGCACAGGCCAACACUUCUGUCGCCCACUCCAGCCCUACUUCCACCUCCACCACCACAACAACCCAGUCAGGCUCGCGGCCUGAACACCCCAAAGAGCGUAAUGCUGAGAGGUCAAGAGAGAAGGAGAAGCCCCACCACAAGGAGAAGACAGAGAAGCCCUCAACGCCAUCCUCCACUGGAGGCACCCCAGCCCCAUCCACCUCUGCUGCCAGCGCCAAGAAAGAAAAACAAGACGCAGCUGUGCCCGCCACCUCCAUGCCCACGCCGGGUAUGGAGUAUGUGGUAGACCCUGCCCAGCUCCAGGCCCUGCAGGCUGCCUUGGCAUCAGACCCUACAGCUCUACUGACUAGUCAGUUCCUGCCCUACUUCAUGCCUGGAUUUUCCCCUUAUUACGCCCCGCAAAUACCUGGAGCUCUCCAAGGCGGCUAUCUGCAGCCAAUGUACGGCAUGGAAAGCAUGUUCCCCUACAACCCAACAUUGUCCCAAGCGCUGAUGGGCCUGUCCCCAGGGUCCCUGCUUCAGCACUACCAGCAAUAUCAGCAGAGCCUGCAGGAGGCACUACAGCAGCAGCAGCAGCAGCUUCAGCAGAUCCAGCAACCCAAAGCGAGCCAAACUCCAUCUCCUUCAACCCUUGGGGACCGCAAAGAAUCUGCCAAAGAUCCAGCGAAAACAGAGGAGCAGAAAGGCAACCCCCACCGAGAGACCUCUUCCUCCUCCUCCUCCUCUCACAAUAACCUACCCUCCAAGCAGAACGAGAUGGAUGGCAAAGUCGCAGACCCCCUUCUAGACCAGUACAUCGUCCCCAAGGUGCAGUACAGGCUGGCGUGUCGCAAAUGUCAAGCAGUCUUCAGUAAGGAAGAAGCAGCCAUCAAUCACCUGAAGUCUAUCUGCUUUUUCGGUCAGUCUGUGGCAAACCUGCAAGAGGUGUUGCUGCGUGUCCCCAGUGGCGCAGGUGCAGGGGUUGGCAGCCUCUACGACUGCCUGGCCUGCGACACCACAUUGGAUGGGGACAAAGCGCUUAGUCAACACCUGGAUUCGGCUUUGCACAAACACAGAACAAUCAAGCGAUCAGCCAGAAAUGCCAAAGAGCACGCUACUAGUUUAUUACCUCACUCUUCAGCCUGCUUCCCCGAUCCUAACACCGCAUCUACCUCGCAGUCUGCCACUCAUCUCAUCAGCACCCCCCCUCCCCCGCCAACGACAUCAGCCACCAUGCCGUCCUCCUCUGUCUCUUCAUCCUUGUGCUCCACCUCUGCCACCCCACUCAACACCACAGCUGCCGGCAAACCCUGGCCCCAGGCCCCUUUCUCCAGAGCUUUAGCUGGGAAGCCCAAUGCCACUCCUUCUUCUUCUUCUUCUUUUCCUCCAGUAUCCUCACAUUCAACGGUUACCUCAAGUUCAUUGAGCACCUCAGGAGUUCAGACCUCGAUACCAACAGACGUCUUUACCGACGAGUCUGACUCUGACAGCAGUCAGAAGUCAGCAGACAGGCUGGGCAGGACGGCAGGGGUGCCGCAACAGCCCGGCUGUCUCAAAGACAGUAGUAGUUGUAGUAGUAAUCUUGCUAGUGUAGGAACGGACUCCAUCAGAUUGUAAAAGAGCUUUCGAUGAUGGACAAUAUUUUAAAAACGCAAAAGACAAAAAAAAACACAAAUGGGAAAAAACAAACAAAAAAGCAGCGAUGUUAAAAUACGUUUAAAAGUAUACAAAACAAUUUCAGAAAAAGAUGUGUAAAGACUAACUGCAAUUCCAAAGCUUGUAACCAAAAAUUUAAAUGUUAGUGGAUUGUUUUCCCAUAUCAACAUGCUGGUUUUCAUUUCUUUCAACUGAAAUAUAUACAUAUAUAUGUAUAAGAAUAGAAAAGAUCACUGCAGUUAAGUUUUGGGUAAUGAUAGAGGAAUGCUGUAUAGCAAUGGACUGCCUCAAAGUUGUUAAAUGGCCCAAGAACCCUUUUGACAAAGUCAACAAGCUGUCCCUUGUUUGUGUAAUUAUUUCCACUUAAUAGCACAGUCACAAAAAGCCAGUAUGUACUGUAUGGGAGAAUAGUCUAAAAGUUUUCUGCUGUCAAAGCGUUCAAAUACCAAUGGCUUGCAAAAGUAAAAAGAAUAAUGUAAUGUCUAUUUUAUUCUCAGGUCAACAGCUCACAGACGUUUUUCUGUUACAGAAAUUCAUUGUUUUACACCUUUUGUUCCGAACAGGAGAAAUAUUUGUGUUUUUUUCUCCAGAAAUUGAUUUUAACGACAGAAAGUUUUAAAAUGAGUGAAAAUAUCAUAAAGGCAUAGCUUUCUGGGCAUUUAAAAGGGUAGCUGAUCUGCUGAUUUUAAACAUUUGAAAUACUCUUAAAGGGGGAAAUUUAGCAAUCCCAUUGUACCCAGACACGGAGAGCAUUGCAGACAUGUUGAUGGGGGAUAAAAAGAUUUUUUUGAUAAAAAAACUUUCUGUAUUUAUGAUAGAUAUGAACAUUUUUGGUGUUAAGUAGAUUGUUGCAUUGGAAAUGAAUUUAAACAGUAUGGUAGAUUGAAAAAAUACUUUGUGUACAUUUAGCUUUUGUAUCGUCCAACUUUAAGGCGCUUCAUUUGAUGUUGUCUUGGUCAUUCCGAUAGACUAGAUUAUGGAGCAGUAACUUACCUGAACUUUAUUUCUGUCUUAUUCUCAGCUUCUUGGCUAACGUUCACCCAACUGCCACUCUCCCACUAGGCAGGAUCCUCUCUUUCAAAAUGUUUUUUCUCUCUGUUUUGGUUGGUAUGGUUCUAACCAAAAAGAA
This is a messenger RNA of Oncorhynchus gorbuscha (pink salmon), 12821 nucleotides long. RefSeq names its product zinc finger homeobox protein 3-like. The record is from RefSeq and is a predicted model, not a curated record. Gene Ontology annotation, molecular function: RNA polymerase II cis-regulatory region sequence-specific DNA binding; zinc ion binding; DNA-binding transcription factor activity, RNA polymerase II-specific. Gene Ontology annotation, cellular component: nucleus. NCBI's taxonomy places the organism in Eukaryota, Metazoa, Chordata, Actinopteri, Salmoniformes, Salmonidae. Gene Ontology annotation, biological process: regulation of neuron differentiation; regulation of transcription by RNA polymerase II; brain development.